Toxotes jaculatrix (banded archerfish) is the source of this 688-nucleotide messenger RNA. RefSeq names its product interferon a3-like. The transcript has 5 exons. The record is from RefSeq and is a predicted model, not a curated record. Gene Ontology annotation, cellular component: extracellular region. Lineage: Eukaryota; Metazoa; Chordata; Actinopteri; Toxotidae. Gene Ontology annotation, molecular function: cytokine receptor binding. Bases 1 to 555 code for a protein of 184 amino acids. Gene Ontology annotation, biological process: defense response; response to exogenous dsRNA.
AUGCUCAACAGGAUCCUCUUCGUUUGCCUGUUUCUGGGUCUGUGCAGUGCAGGCUCCUCACUGAGCUGCAGAUGGAUGGAUCAUAAAUUCAGACAGUACAGUGAAAACUCUUUGGAUCUACUGAAUACCAUGGCCAAUAAUUCCACUAACACCACUGAGGAUGCUGAAGUGGAGGACACUGUGGCCUUCCCUAAUAAUCUGUACAGCCAGGCAUCCGAAGCAUCAGCUAAGGACAAACUUGGUUUCACAGUGCAGGUUCUGGAGGAGAUGGUCACUCUGUUUGAGCAGGAUCACAGCUCUGCAUCAUGGGAGGAGAGCACACUGGACAACUUUCUCAAUAUUGUAACCCAGCAGGCUGACGGCCUUCGCUCCUGUAUCGGGAGCCACAGCCACAAGAAGAACAAGAAGCUGCACAUGUAUUUCAAGAGACUCUCACAGCAUGUCCUUGAACAGAAGAGCCGCAGUGCUGAGGCCUGGGAGCUGAUCAGGAAGGAAAUCAAAAGCCAUCUAAUAAGAGCAGACCAGCUGGUUUCAUCUCUUCUCACCACCAACUAAAAUCUGUCUGUCAGAUUAAGAGCGUGCUCAUUUAUUUACUUGUCUAUCUAUUGAUUGAGCUAUUUAUCUAUUUAUUACUUAAUUAUCUUUGUGUUUUUUACUCAUAUUUAUUGAUAUGUUGAUUGAUUGAUUG